Messenger RNA from Prorocentrum cordatum, 172 nucleotides. The record is from the annotation of a GenBank genome assembly. NCBI's taxonomy places the organism in Eukaryota, Dinophyceae, Prorocentrales, Prorocentraceae.
GCCAGCCGACAGGGAGCUCAUCGCCCAGUCAAUCGUCAGCGACCCUGACUGCAUGUACGACCACUUCUCAGCGUCGCACAUCCGUGCUUACCCCGAUUUGCUGUCGAAGGACUCCAUGGCCAUCUUGCGGGCGGCUGCCAAGCUUCUAGACGUUGGCAUCCCCAACAUAGAG